Dendrobium catenatum is the source of this 620-nucleotide messenger RNA. RefSeq lists its product as uncharacterized. Lineage: Eukaryota; Viridiplantae; Streptophyta; Magnoliopsida; Asparagales; Orchidaceae. Bases 151 to 366 code for a protein of 71 amino acids. The transcript has 4 exons. The record is from RefSeq and is a predicted model, not a curated record.
AGAUACAUGGGGCUGCACGCGUAUAAUUUCUCACGUUUCGGAAAUCGUUUCUAGGGCUUCCUUGUUUCCUAUAUCGGGCAAAGGUAACUUCGACUCGUAAGAAGGUGCUUGGUGUUUGUUCUUGGCUGAGGGACCCUCUCAUCUGCGGCUAUGGCGGGCGGGAACUUCCUCGGCCGAAUAAUCGGUUACGUCGUCAAUGAAUUGGUCGUUGAAGGCCUUGCCAACAACCCAACAUUUCAAAGAUUUGCUGUGAGGACAUCAAAAACAUUGCAGGAUUUGUCCAUUAAAGCUGAGCAGACAAAGCAAGAAGUAGCAGAACAAAUCAAGGAAGCUUCAAGAAACUUUGAUGCCUUCAAGAGACAAUGAUGACAUACGAAAUCUCAUGCUGCUUAUCAACUUCUCUCUCAAGAGGCUAAUCAAGCAAGUAGGAGGUAUUAUUAGGAUGACGCAUCUCGCUUUCCUGGUGCUGUCUUGAUCUUGAUUGAUGUUUUAAUACAUUUGAAAAGUUCCAAAACCUUGUCAAUGUUAGUUUCUUGGUUGCAUUGUAAAUCAAAUUUCUGUGUUUUAUGAAGAAUCUGUGCACUGAUAAAUAAUAAAAUAUUUCGUUUUUUUAGUUUAAA